Molecule: messenger RNA, 992 nt
Organism: Adelges cooleyi (spruce gall adelgid)
Lineage: Eukaryota; Metazoa; Arthropoda; Insecta; Hemiptera; Adelgidae
Product: isatin hydrolase-like
Exons: 3
Coding region: 70-846 (258 amino acids)
Molecular function (GO): arylformamidase activity
Source: RefSeq, a predicted model, not a curated record
AAGUAAUUGGUAAGAAACAAUGAAUUGAGGCACAAAUUAUUUGGCCACUUAUCAAACCGAGUCGCUACUAUGAGAGCAAUAUUUGAAACAGCGCAGCUUUUCCUAACGGUGGCACUUUUGGUGGUAACUGAACAAGUCGCCGGCUUGGUGUCGGACUUAAGUCACGGUUAUUGGACCAACACCACAAACUGUCGUAACCUCCCGGAUUACUUCACCGUGAACAAAGUGAUCCAGAAAAACUUGCACGAAGACGGGACUUGGGUUAGAGCAGAAUACUUCAACAUGGCCGUACACUGUGGAACUCACCUGGACGCGCCGUACCACGCUUACAGUCGCGGCUGGAAGCUGGGUGAAAUACCGCUGGAACGGUUCAUCGUAGAAGGUGUACAUAUCAACGUCAGCAAAGAAGUCAAUGGAAAUGCAGAUUUCGUUUUGACAGUCGAUCAUUUGGAAGCAUGGGAAAAAUUGAACGGUCCGAUUCCUUCUAGGUCUGUUGUUUUGGUUAACUUUGGAUGGGCGCACAGGUUUGGUGAUCGUUUGGCAACCUACAACAGCACAGAUCGGUCGGCGGAACGUUUUCCUGGCAUAUCAGCACCAGCAGCUCAGUGGAUUGUCAACACCGGUAAAGUCUACGGGGUCGGAGUGGAUGGCCCAAGUGUCGAUCCGGGAAGAUCGAAAGAUUUCGAAGUACACAGAACUAUUACCAAAGCGAAUAUGUACAUUUUAGAAAACGUAGCUCUAAACGGUACACGGUUGCCUUCCAGGGGAUUUAAACUAAUUGCACAACCGUUUAAGUUCUUAGACGGCACCGGAGGACCUUGUAGGAUUUUAGCUUUCACCGAAUAAUUAUUAUUGUAACACUUAUAGUAGAUGUCACGGUGACAAUACCUCUGACAAAAAAUAGACAAAAAAUAUAUAUAUUUUUUUGAAUUUCAUUUAUAUAUUAGGUACUCAAACGUGAAUCGUCUUGUUGUUGUAUUUCGUUAUCUAAA